AUGUCCAUCCCGGACGCGGACUCCCGGAUUGGCCGGAUGCUGGACGGUCUGGCUGCUGCUAUCCGCCGGGAUCGCCAGGAAUGGGUGAUCAAGGAAGAGAGCCAAGCGAUCGUGAAGAUUAUCCAGGACGCCAUCAAGCCGGCGUCGCUGAACCGGGCUGUUGCGGAGCAGAUGGUUCUGUCCCGAAACAAGCCCUUGAAGAAAGAUGUCCGGGAGCGCCGAAGGUUUCUCUUGGAGGAGCCAAGCAGUCUCCGGCAGCCGCACAGCCACCGCCGAAGGCACCGGUGGCAGCCCCGACGGCGGACGUACCGCCAGGAAGACGGUUCGGCGGUGGCUGUCUGA
Aphanomyces invadans is the source of this 342-nucleotide messenger RNA. RefSeq lists its product as hypothetical. The record is from RefSeq and is a predicted model, not a curated record. Bases 1 to 342 code for a protein of 113 amino acids. The transcript is spliced from 2 exons. NCBI's taxonomy places the organism in Eukaryota, Oomycota, Saprolegniomycetes, Saprolegniales, Verrucalvaceae.